AUGCCGCCCGUUCGUUCUUUGCCCGCAGCGAAGAAGCGUAAGCUAUCUCAUGGAGACGAGAUCAAAGCUCUGGAAACGCGCCUUGCAUCUUGUAUAGCCAAUAACGACUCCUUGAACCCCUUGGCCGACCUCUUCGACCUCGCCCUAACGUUCUCAGAGCCCCAGGACACAUCUAAAGCCAUAUACGCGCUCUAUCGAAUAUAUGUCCUAACGAUCACAGGAGGAAAGCUCGAGGCAGGCGGAGACGACGAUGCAAAGGUCGUGAAAGCAUGGAUAUGGGAACGGCUCGACAGUUAUGUGAGUUUCCUGGCCGGACUGCUGAAGGACAACGAAAAAUCACUGCGGACGUCGUCCUUGCAAAUACUCUUCUCCCUCCUCAAAUACCUAUCGACAUCCUUGUCAAAAUUGCAUCCGACCCCACAAUUCCAUCUCACCCAUUUCCGGAAGAUCGUUGCGGCGCUCUUGCUCUGCCCACCUUCUUUACGCCCCUCGGCGCAAGCAUCGGAGCCAGGCAAAUUGGAGCCCGAUGUGCGCGACCAGUUCAUCGACACGUGGCUCAGCGUCAACGACGAUGUGCGGUGGUUCUUCCUCCGCGAGUCUGCUACUUUGCUGGGCAAACACCCCACCGACGAUCGGCCUGCUGAGAACUUGCUGGCGAUCCUGUCUCGCCUCACCACCUUCCCGACGGAUCCUUCCGAGCUCAACUCUUGGUGGGUAUCUGAACUCGGCGCGAAACCGAAAAUGCCGAAAAACAAAAAGAAACGCAAGGGCAAAAACUCCACCGUCAAUAAUGAGGAUUCCGAGGACGACGACGUGCCUCCGAAACGGGAGGAUGGAGAAGACGAAGAAGACGAUGACUGGAGAAAGUUCUUCGACGAGCCCGCUGACGAUGGUGAAGGCUCUGCGUCGAAGUCGAAGUCGGGCGGUGGGGCGCGAGUGUACAAGAUGAAUGUGCACCAGUCGCUGCAUUCUCUCGCGUCGAAUCGCGCGGUGUUUACGAGGGCGUGGUUGACGCUGUUGCCCCGUCUUUCCGAGCCUGGAGGCUCGAGCACGAAGGUUUUGGUAACGAGGGCUUUGAACGUGAUGCAUCGAGGCGUCCUGCCCCAUCUUACCCGUGCCGUGCUUGUGAUGGACUGGAUAUCAGCUUGCGUCGAUUAUGGUGGAAGCGUUGGCCUGCUAGCGCUGAACGCGUUGUUUAUCUUGAUGAAGGAUUAUAACCUAGACUACCCAGCGUUCUACACGCGAUUAUACACUUUCCUAGAUCGAGAAGUCCUUCACCUCAAGUACCGCGCUCGGUUCUUCCGGAUGCUGGAGUUAUUUCUGAGCUCAACACAUCUACCCGCUACCCUCCUCGCUUCUUUCAUCAAGCGGCUUGCAAGGCUGUCUCUGACAGCGCCGCCAGCUGGAAUCAUCAUGAUCAUACCCUUCACUUACAAUACCCUAAAAAAACAUCCCGCGCUCAUGGUCAUGAUCCAUAGAACAGAUUAUGGCGAUACCCCGGAUGGCAACGACCCUUACAACCCCAUGGAACCCAACCCCCUGUUCUCAAACGCGCUCGCGUCGUCGUUGUGGGAGCUCAACACGCAGCGGGAGCAUUAUCACUCGGCGGUAUCCACGCUCGCCAAAAUUUUCUCGGAAGCAUUCACGAAGCAGGCAUACUCCACGGAAGACUUUCUAGACCACACCUACGCCACGCUGUUCGAUACCGAGGCCGGACGUAAAAUCAAGAAAGAGCCCGCUUUGGCGAUGGAACUGGAGCUGGGGAAGGGCGCCGAUUUGUUCCCCGACCCCUCACUCGCUGCUAUCAGUAGUCGGGAAGGGGAAGAAGAAGACGCAGAGAUGGGGCUGGCCCUUGGGGCUGGUGUUGGUGUUGGUGUAGACGUUGUUAGCCAACUGUGGUGCUUUGGUUGA
Molecule: messenger RNA, 1911 nt
Organism: Pleurotus ostreatus (oyster mushroom)
Lineage: Eukaryota; Fungi; Basidiomycota; Agaricomycetes; Agaricales; Pleurotaceae
Exons: 8
Coding region: 1-1911 (636 amino acids)
Biological process (GO): ribosome biogenesis
Cellular component (GO): small-subunit processome; Noc4p-Nop14p complex; nucleolus
Source: RefSeq, a predicted model, not a curated record